Plasmodium adleri (nom. inval.) is the source of this 2313-nucleotide messenger RNA. Its product is annotated as conserved Plasmodium protein, unknown function. The coding region runs from base 1 to 2313 and encodes 770 amino acids. Lineage: Eukaryota; Apicomplexa; Aconoidasida; Haemosporida; Plasmodiidae. The record is from RefSeq and is a predicted model, not a curated record. The transcript has 3 exons.
AUGGUUAUCGACACAAAAUCCGAGGAUAGUAAUAUAUCCAAAAAAUAUAUAUAUGAAGAAGAUGUAGAAAAUAUAAAAAAUGAUAAUUCCACAACAAAUGAUAAAAUAAAUGAUGAAGAAAAUAUUGUAGACAUGAAAAAAGAAACGAAUGAAAAUAUUUCACAUUUAAAUUAUAAUGAAGAAUGUCCUAGUACCAUAAUAGAAAAAGGACAUGAUGUAAUAACUCAUAAUGUACUUGAAGAAAAACAUGAUCAAGCUAAUACAAAUAUUAUUCUUCCUAUUGAUAAAGAAUGUAAUCAUUCAAAUAAAGAUAUAUAUCUCACCAGAAAUGAAACCAGUAUUCAUAAUAUAUCUGAAAAUAGUUAUCAACAUGUUAAAGAUCAUAUUUCUAAUUUCAACAUGGAAGAAGUAGAAAGUAGUGCUCAAGACGAAACCAAUGAAGCCAAAUCUGAUGAUAGCAAAAUGAAAAUAAAAAUUCAAAAUUUAUUAAAACUAAUAGGUCUACUCAAGGCUCAAAUAAAUCAAAAAGACCAGGAAAUAUAUAAAAUGGAGGUUGAUUUUAAAUUAAGAAAUGAAGAGAAUGAGAAGAAAAUAUUUAAGCUAGAAGAAAUAAUAGAAGAGAACGAGAGCAAUACUGAGAGAACCGAAGGGGAUAAUUUUAUGAUGAGCAAGAUGAAAAGUAUAUUGAUAUCACAAAAUGAAGAGAUAGCUUCAUUAAAUGAGGAGUUGAAGAAAAAAUCAAAAGAGAUUUUUUAUUUAAAUGAGGAGAAUAUGACAAAGGAUGAGAAAUUAGUUGAGUUAAAAAAAGAAAUAGAAUCAAAUUAUAUGCAUUUAAGAGAAUAUAAAAAUUUUCAAAAUGAAUUAGAGGUGGAUGUAAAUAAUAAAAUAUAUAGUGCUGAGAAUUAUGUGAAUAGGACAAACCAGAGGUUGAUAGAGAAUAACAUUGAUAUAAAAGAGAAAAAAUUGAAUAUAGAGAAACAGAAAAGAAUAAUAAAAGAAUUAUAUAAUGAAUUAAAUAAGAAAGAAGAAAAAAUAUCAGAAUUAAGAAGUAUAAUAGAAAGUAUAGAAUUAAAUAAUAGUCGAGAUAUAAUUAAAUAUAAACAAAAUAAUAUGGAUUUAAUAAAUCGUUUAAGCUUAAAUAAUUCUUUAAUGAAUAGCCAAAAAAUAGAAAUAGAAAAUAUGCAUAUGAAUUAUAAACAGUUAGAAGAAGAAUUAAAAAAUAAAGAUAAUGAAUUAAAAAAAUUACAUCAAAAUUUAUUAUCCAAAGAUGAAGAAAAUAAUAAAAUGGUUCAUGAUAUAAAUAGAUUAAAAUUUGACAUGGAAGUAAGAAAUAUAGAUAUUGAUAAUGUCAAAAAAAAAAUUAAAAAUGUUAAAAAAGAAUAUGCGAUUAAUUUAAAAAAACAAAAAGAAAGAUAUACUAAUGUAAUCAAUGAAAUAUAUAAAGAAAAAGAUGAAAUUAUUAAAAACCAUGUUGAUGAACUAGCCAAACUUUCAAAUCAUUAUAACGAAGUUGUCCUUGUCAAUGAAAAUAUAAAAAAUGAGAUGAACUUUUUGAAUGAUGAGAUUCUUAAAAAGUCGUGUGAAAUCGAAAAGCUGCAAGACAGACUAUUAGACUACGAAUCAAAAUUGUUGAUAUACGAAAAUAAUAAUGAAAUAAAAAUUUUAAAAAAAAAUGAAGACCAUUUAAGAAAAUUAUUAAGUAAACAUAUUCAUAGAAAUGAACAACUUUUAAAUACUACUUUCUUACUACAAAAGUCUACCUUAGAAAAUAAUUCAUUAGAAAAAAAAAUUAUAGAAUUAAGAGCAAAAAGUUAUAGAAAAGAUCAAGAAAUAAAAAAAUUACAAGAAACAAAAUCAAUAAGGAAAUCUCCAAGUAGUAAUUGUAGUCAUAAUAGUCAUGAAUAUUCAAUAGAUGUAAGUGAUGAUAUGAAUGAAGAUAAUUAUAAUUUAAAAUAUUAUCAUAAUAAUAGUAUAGGUGAUCAUGAAAAUUCAGUUUAUACUUCGAAAAAAUCUUAUGAUAAAAAUAAUACCAUAGGAUCUUUAGCAGAUAGUGAAAAAAGAAGCCUUAAAAUAAAAAAUACAAUCCCUCAGUCACAUAAUAAUGAAGAUCCAGUUCAUCUUGCUUUAUGUGAAUAUAUAAACUGUUUUAAAAAAAAUAACCUUUCUAUUAAUAUUAAUAAACUAGAUGAUAAUACAUAUUUACUAAAUGACAAAAAAGUUGUCAUCAGUUUUAUAAAUGGUGACCUAUAUGUAGAAGAUGACGCAUGUCCUAUUAAACUUCAAGACUAUUUAUUAAAAACAACAGUUAGAUAA